Messenger RNA from Paramecium sonneborni, 832 nucleotides. The record is from the annotation of a GenBank genome assembly. Lineage: Eukaryota; Ciliophora; Oligohymenophorea; Peniculida; Parameciidae.
AUGGCCAGAUAACUAUAAGACAAAUAAGUAAUUAAUUAUUGAUUUUCUGAGUAUAGGGAGAAAAUCAGAUAAAUAGUUGAAACUGAUACUAUGAAUUAAUUAUUUCAAACCAAAAGGUUGUAUAAAAAUGACCUCUUGAUUUUAUAAGAAACCUUUAAAUUUAUAGUCAGAAUCAUUGCAUUAGACUUUGAAGUUCUUUUUUUAAAAAAUAAAAUAGAUCAAUCAUCUAGAACCAAAUUUAACUUCAACAGCUAAGAACAUUAUUGAACUAUAUCAAUAUUUUGGUUUAUAAUCUAAGGCCGAAUAAUUAUAGAAUGAUAAGCAAAAUCAAAGUUAAUGGUCAGUUUUUUUGAUCUUAGUUCAAAAUCUCAUAGAAAUAACUAGAAUGGCUUUAGAACUCACAAUAAAACGAUAAACUAAUCUAAAGCUUUUUUGCAUAGGUAAAGAAAUAGGAGAAAGAAUAAUACCAUUAAAUAAAAAAAUAUAUGAAUUAAAAAGAGUGUUACGAAGUGAAUCAAAUCAUUAAGAUUUUGUUUAUCAAUCAAAAUAAUCAAUAUAAUAAUUAGAAACAUAAUAAAUUUAUGAUUCUCUUCCAAAAACACAAAGAGUAAUUGAAGAAAUUUAGAAUAACUCUCAAGAUACUUCUGUGAUAAGAAAUUCUCAUUAAAGAAAAACUGAAAUUACAUAUAGUAAACCACUUCCAUUAAUAAAUCAGAUGAAAUCAAAUCAACUUAGUUUAUAUAGAUAACUAAAAUAACGAAAUUCAAGCAUACACAAUUCGAUUUAGACAUACAUAAAACAAAUUUAUGAUAAAAACGCAAUAUCUGAAUGA